This is a messenger RNA of Rhineura floridana, 2797 nucleotides long. RefSeq names its product interferon-induced GTP-binding protein Mx1-like. The record is from RefSeq and is a predicted model, not a curated record. Gene Ontology annotation, biological process: defense response to virus. NCBI's taxonomy places the organism in Eukaryota, Metazoa, Chordata, Lepidosauria, Squamata, Rhineuridae. The transcript has 13 exons. Gene Ontology annotation, molecular function: microtubule binding; GTP binding; GTPase activity. Bases 509 to 2362 code for a protein of 617 amino acids. Gene Ontology annotation, cellular component: nucleus; cytoplasm; microtubule.
UUGAAACAGCAGAAUGAAUUGCUAAACAAAUGUGUAAUCAUUACAGUACUAAUACCUUACAGAAAAUCAAAUGCAAAAGGAGCAGAUGGCUGGUCAUUCUAACAUGAUGAUAAUCAGCUUCAGAUGAAACCAACUCAAGAAUAUUAUAAGGAGGCUAUAACAAUCUGAGAAUGAGGAGAGUUUCUUUUCCUCUUGAGCAAGCAUCGUGUUUUGGUAUCGUUUCUCUGCUCGCAGCAGGGAAAGGGAACUGUAACCAUAGUAAUAGAGCCUCGACAGUUCAUGCAUCCAUGCUUUCCUCUGUCUGAAUGACGUGAACUUGACAAAAAUAUUUCAUUCAUCAGAUACUCUUUUAAACUUUCGAUUUCCCUGAACAGAGGAACUGAACAGAGGAGGAGUUAAUGCUGUGUACUGCAUAUCUGAAACCUUAAACCCCAAGUGCAUCUGGAAAGCAGCAUUUUCUUUGAACUCCGAGAAGGAGAGGAAAAUAUUUUGAUACUUAGAUAGCAAAAUGCCAGUCGAGAGUGAAAAGCAAAAUGACCCAUCUCCACUGAACAAUAAACAUGCAGAAGUACUAGCAGACAUGCACAGCUAUACAUCGAAAGUGGAAAGCGCCUUGAGCAUCCAGUAUGAAGAGAAAGUCCAUCCAUGUAUUGACCUCAUUGAUUCUCUGAGAGCCCUUGGAGUCGAAAAAGAUUUGGCAUUGCCAGCAAUUGCUGUGAUUGGAGAUCAGAGCUAUGGGAAAAGCUCAGUUCUAGAAGCACUCUCUGGAGUCGCUCUUCCUAGGGGCAGCGCCCAGAAGGCAAUGACUGGCUCAGAUACGGGCAUUAGCGACAGCUUAAUUAGCUUGGAAAUAAGCUCCCCAGAUGUUCCGGACCUGACUCUGAUUGAUCUGCCAGGGAUUACAAGGGUGGCUGUGGGUGAUCAGCCACGUGACAUUGGACAGCAGAUAAUGAAGUUAAUUAAAACGUAUAUUAACAAAGAAGAAACCAUCAAUUUGGUGGUAGUGCCAAGUAACGUAGACAUUGCAACUACAGAGGCACUGAAAAUGGCUCAAGAAGUGGACCCUAUGGGGGAGAGAACACUUGCCAUCCUGACCAAGCCUGACUUGGUUGACAAGGGAACGGAAACAGAGGUAGUGGACAUAGUCCGAAAUCAAAGCGUUCCCCUGAGAAAAGGAUAUAUGAUAGUUAAAUGUCGUGGACAGAGCGAUAUCAACGACAAAGUGAGUUUGGCAGAUGCAAUCCAGAAAGAGAGAGAAGUUUUUGAAGAGCAUGAUUUUUUCAGAUCUCUUUUGGAGGAACGUAGAGCUACCAUUCCACUUUUGGCAGAAAGGCUUACGCAGGAACUGAUAGAGCAUAUUAGGAAAACAUUACCAACUUUAGAAAAACAAAUAAAGGACAAACUUCGGGUAGCAAAUCAGAAGCUGCAGGAAUAUGGCCAAGCUGUGCCCAAAAACUUAGAAGAGCAGUUGCUGUUCCUUGUACAAAAAAUCAAGCUUUUUAAUCAAGACAUCUUAAAUAAAGUGCAAGGAGAAGAAGUUUUAAUGCACAAGAAAGAAAAAAGAUUGUUCACGAAAGUGCGAUGUUUCUUUAAUGAAUGGCAAUGUGAGGUUAACAACAAUGCACUAAAUGUAAGAGACAUUAUGAAGGAAGAAGUUCAGAGCUUUGAAAAUAAAUAUCGUGGCAAAGAACUCCCAGGGUUUGUCAAUUACAAGACAUUUGAGGCCAUUGUAAGACAGCAAAUUAUGAUGCUGAAAAUACCAGCAACUGAUAUGUUGAAGGAAGUAACAGAACUUGUGCGGGAAAUGUUUGUUCUAACCGCCUGCCAACACUUCGGUAGUUUCUACCAUCUUCUCAGAGUUGCACAGAACAAUAUUGAAGAUAUCAAACUGGAGCAAGAAGAGAAAGCAGAAUCUAUGAUCGGUGCUCAGUUUAAACUGGAAAAUAUUGUGUACUCCCAGGAUGAUAUUUAUAGUGCAGAUUUAAGUGGUAUUAGAGCAAAAGCUAAUGAAACUGGAAGUGCAAUAAGUGUUGGACCACAGAGACAUCACAUUGUUCCUUGUGCAAUGUGUGUUCCUGCAAAGCAAUGCUCCUUGGAGGAAAUGACUUACCAUUUGAAUGCCUACUUCAAAAGUGCAGGAAUCCGUCUGGGUACCCAAAUUCCAAUGAUCAUUCAGACAUAUAUUCUCCAGGAUUAUGCCGAGAAUAUACGGGACGCAAUGAUGCAGCUCUUGCAAAAUAAAGAACAGUUUGGCAUUCUCCUUCAAGAAAGCAAUGAUACUACCAAUGUGAGGAACACUCUAAAGGAAAAAAUUAAGCGUCUCACCAAAGCUCGACAGCGCUUAGCAAAAUUCCCGAUUUAAACAAGAGGUGUUGCAGGUGGAAGAGAUCCCACUCAGCGUUUGAGUAAAUAUUUAUUCCAAUAUGUACUCCCAGUCAAUAAUUGAUUUUAAAAAUACUAAAUUAGCCCUUAGUAUCAUAAAUAUCAAGACAUAAAGAAUACAUUCAAAACUACAUUUUGUUACUAGAAAAGACAGCAAUGUACAAUGCAUUUUACAGACAUAGAAGUAAUUACUAUUUCCUCUCUUCAUGUAUAUCCAUGUUAUAAAUGUUUUAAAUUUAUAAUUUUUUAAGGAAGCCCAUUUUAAUGCUGUUUGAAUUGUUUUAAAUAUGUGUUUUAUUGUAUUUUGAUAUUGUCUGUUGUGAACCGCCCAGGGAGCUUCGGCUAUGGGGCGGUAUAUAAAUUUAAUAAAUAAAUAAAAUAAAUUUGUUAUGGAAAAAAUGAGCUUACAUUUUAA